AUGCAGCUUAUCGGGGCCAAUCCUGACGGUGCACUGGAGUCACACCGGCCAAUGAGCGGCGAGACAAUAUGCAACGACCGGGGCCUGACGCUAGAAGGGGGGUGGAAGGUUCGUCGAAGCCCACUUAACGGCGCUAGCAAGUCAGCACUUGGGAAGCCCGGGCUAAUGCGUCGAGGAUCCGUGUUUGCAGAAAUUCCCGCAGAUGCAGUGAUCCUCUCUCGGAAUGACGCUGUGGGGGGGCUGUGGUGUGGGACCCCAUUCACCAUGCAGCCUCAAAGUGAAGCCAGUUCACUGGCGUGCUGCAGUUCGUGUUCUUUGGGGCAUGUGCCAGGACACUUAAGAAAGCCCUCCGCCUGCUCUGGCCAGCGAUUCUUGCCCAAGGUCAAACCGCUUUCCUGCUUCGAGUGUCGCCAGUAUAGAUCAUUCCAUUGCGAGUUUGGUACUCCAACACUAUUCCACAAGCGGUAG
Molecule: messenger RNA, 468 nt
Organism: Penicillium chermesinum
Lineage: Eukaryota; Fungi; Ascomycota; Eurotiomycetes; Eurotiales; Aspergillaceae
Exons: 1
Coding region: 1-468 (155 amino acids)
Source: RefSeq, a predicted model, not a curated record